This is a messenger RNA of Frankliniella occidentalis (western flower thrips), 687 nucleotides long. RefSeq names its product endocuticle structural glycoprotein SgAbd-2-like. Gene Ontology annotation, molecular function: structural constituent of chitin-based larval cuticle. The coding region runs from base 141 to 620 and encodes 159 amino acids. Gene Ontology annotation, cellular component: chitin-based extracellular matrix. Lineage: Eukaryota; Metazoa; Arthropoda; Insecta; Thysanoptera; Thripidae. The transcript is spliced from 2 exons. The record is from RefSeq and is a predicted model, not a curated record.
GCGUGGCGUGGCGAGGUCCGACUGGACCGGGCUGUCAGCGUGCAUCUUCACAGGUAUAUAAAAGAGCAGUUCCCUGAAGGUGGGCACACUUUCCUCUCCUUUGCACUCCACCACAGAUACCCUCCCGACACCACUUCAAGAUGAUCGCCAAGGUAUUCGUAGCCGUGUGCGUCCUGGCGACGGUGUCAGCCCAGCAGCAGCGCUACCCGCAGAUCCUCAAGCUGAGCAGCGACGUGGGCGCGGACGGUCAGUUCCAGUACGCGUACCAGACGGAGGACGGCAUCAGCGCCGAGGCCCGCGGCUCGCUCGUCGGCGGCAGCGCUCGCAGCAGCCAGGACUCCGACGGCCCCGCCACCUCCGUGACCGGCCAGUACUCGUACACGGGCCCCGACGGCCAGGUGUACACCGUCUCGUACGUGGCCGACGAGAACGGCUACCGGGCAUCCGGCGCCCACCUGCCCCAGCCCCACCCCAUCCCCGAGGCCAUCCAGAAGUCCCUGCAGGUCACCUCCCAGUCCAGCUUCCAGGCCCAGCCCCAGGCCUCCAGCUUCCAGCGUUCACAGACCUUCACCUCCUUCCAGCAGCCCAAGGCCUUCGGCUUUCCGGCUCGCCGCUUCUAAGUCAGCACCAUGCGCGCACCCCGUCUGUGAUAUAAUUACUUAAUAAACAAACUCCACUUUUUCAAAA